Molecule: messenger RNA, 1820 nt
Organism: Alnus glutinosa
Lineage: Eukaryota; Viridiplantae; Streptophyta; Magnoliopsida; Fagales; Betulaceae
Product: probable hexosyltransferase MUCI70
Exons: 8
Coding region: 232-1746 (504 amino acids)
Source: RefSeq, a predicted model, not a curated record
GCGAGCAGAGUCAGCUACGUCGUCGUUUUAACCCAAUUUCUCUUCCCCAAACGCACUCAGGCCGAACCCCACUCUCCCCGCAACAAAUCCUCCAAGUUCUCUUCUUCACCGGUCACCGGUGCGGCAUCUCUAUCGUCCAUUUCUUCCGACUCGUCCUCCUCACCGUCCGAUUUAUCUCCACUCGGCAUCCAUUGGAACUUAAGUGAUGAGCAAAUUUAGAGUGUAAUAGCUAUGGAUGGCGAAGCUCAACGGUCAGUAUCUUUUCGGUUAAAUCGUAGAGGAGACCGGACUAAUCAAAGCCCUCAUUUCAAUGAUUCGGAAGAAGGUUUCUCUUAUCCGGAGAGGUUGCCCCAAGAUUAUCCCAUGAAGAUUGUUUGGAAGAAGGGGUUUAUUCGAUUGGUUCUCGUAGCAGGCAUCUUGUGGAUGUUGCUAAUUCUUAUUGCAUUGUUGUUUCAUGUAUGGUCUUGCCAAUCUUCAGUUUCUUUCUUUUCAGCUAUGUGUAACAAAGAUAGCAAACUAUUCACAAUAUUAGGCAGAAGCGGGGUUGUACCACAACCUCAACCUCAACACCGCUGUCCAAUUCCCCUUGCCAAUGACCCUGAUAAAAUAGUUAUUCCAAAGGGAAGAACUCUUGACAAAAUUGUCAAAGAUUUGUCCUAUGUCAUGGAGGAUGAGCUUUGGAAUAAUGGAUCUCAGACUUUUCCACUAUUUGGAGGGCAUCAAAACUGGUCACAGCGAGAGGAGAGUUUCAAACUGAAUUCAACUAUGAAGGUGCACUGUGGAUUUAUUCACAAUAGCGGUGCUGAAAUGGCUCGUUCAGACAUUAAAUAUGUCAAGAAGUGUACGUUUGUGGUUGCAUCUGGCAUUUUCGAUGGAUACGAUACACCUCAUCAGCCUUCAAAUAUAAGCCUUCGUUCUAAGAAGCUCUUUUGUUUCCUUAUGGUGGUCGACGAGAUAUCCCUAAAAUUCAUAAAGGAAAAUGUUACUAUCAGAGAGGAUGAUGAUGGGGGGAAAUGGGUGGGUAUCUGGCGUCUUGUCUUACUAAAGCAUCCACCUUAUGAUGAGCCCAGAAGGAAUGGGAAAAUCCCUAAAAUUUUACUCCACAGGUUGUUCCCCCAAGCUCAGUACAGCAUUUGGAUUGAUGGUAAAAUGGAACUGAUCGUUGAUCCGCUGCUAAUACUGGAAAGAUAUUUAUGGCGUGAGAAGUACACAUUCGCCAUUGCUCAGCACAAGCAUCACCGCAGUAUAUAUGAGGAAGCUGAUGCAAACAAGCGGAGAAAGCGAUAUGCCCGGCCGCUUAUUGAUCUCCACAUGAAAAUUUACCGCUAUGAAGGAAUGGAAUCAUGGAGUCCGGGGGGGAAAACCAUUAGUGAUGUUCCAGAGGGAGCGAUUAUCGUACGGGAACAUACGGCGAUUAGUAACUUGUUUAGCUGCUUGUGGUUCAAUGAGGUGGACCUCUUCACACCAAGAGACCAACUGAGCUUUGGCUAUGUUGUAUACAGGUUAGGGGGUUCGUUCGAUUUCUAUAUGUUUCCCAAUUGUGAGUACAACUCACUGUUUGUGCUGCACCCACACACAAGGGAGCAUUCUUCAGCUGUUGAAUGGGUAAAGAAUAUCACUGAGCUUGAUGGGAAAGGUAGCAGUAUGAAAGAGAGUAGGGGAGGGUUAGGGUUGUGGACUCCAUAUCCCGGGAACCUUGAUUCGGUUGCCCUGCCUGCUGUACCAAGAACAUCAAAAGCAGGCUGAGGUUCACUUAAUUCAAUUGGUCUUCCAAGAUUUUCUCAUGAUUUAAUGCGUUAUCUUGUGAUGUGUUUUACACA